AUGGCCGGAGCAAAACCCCCCAAGGAACACCGCAGCAAGUUCAAUGUACUGAUCAUUCUAUUCGCCACUCUAGGCAGUCUAACGUACGGAUACUGCACAUGUAUCAUCGCCACCACGCUUGGUCAACCUAGCUUCCAGGUGUACAUGCGCCUCGACACACUCUCCAAUGCGGUCCAACUCAUCGGCGCUAUCCAGGGCUUGUACCAGGCAGGAGGACUUCUCGGGACAGCGUAUGUAGGGCUCACCGGCGACAAAUUGGGUCGCAGGUGGGCCAUCUUCUUUGCCUCGUCCGUCUGUGUGGUGGGCGGAGUUCUACAGACCGCUUCCGUUCACGUCGGCAUGUUCAUGGCAGCUAGGUUCAUCACCGGCCUGGGAAUCGGUGCUCUGGUCACUCUCAUUCCACUUUGGCAGACUGAAGUUGCCCCUCCACGAACACGAGGUUUUCUUGUUGGUCUUCACGGUGUGUUCAUUCUCUUGGGAUAUAGCUUGGCGAGUUGGGUCGGAGUUGGAUUCUUCUAUGUCAAUGCAAAGGGUGCGCAAUGGCGCAUCCCGUUGGCGUUCCAGAUCAUAUUCCCCCUCUUGCUUGCAUCGGGCAUUUUAUUCCUGCCCGAGUCCCCCAGAUGGCUCAUGGAGCGCGACCGGAAAGAUGAGAGCCUCAAGGUUCUUCACAAGAUCCACACCGAUCUGAGUGACCCUGAAGGUCACUUUGCGCAUAGGGAGUACAGACAAAUUGCGCAGCAAAUCGAGCUGGAAAAGACGCUGCCUUCAUCCUGGGCCUCUAUCUUCGCCAUCCCCUCCUAUCGCAAGCGAUGCCUGAUCGGCUUCUCCUGUAUGUUCUUUGCUCAAUGCACGGGCACACAGGUCAUCAACAAUUAUGGACCUACGCUGUAUUCCAGAUUAGGUUUCAACGCGGCCAAUUCGUUGAUCAUCCAAGCCGGAUGGAUCACCUGCGGCAUAUUCGCCAAUGCCAUCAAUGCCCUCCUCCUCGACAUUUUCGGCCGCAAGUGGUUGAUGACGGCUGGGAUGGUUGGGUGCAGCAUCGCUCUUCUGGGAGAGAUCAUCAUGUUGGCCGUCUUCGAAAACUCAAACAAUCGCGCGGGUAACAGCGCGGCUGUGUUUUUUCUGUUUCUCCACAUCGGAUGGUACGGAUCGUGCCUCGACGCGUCGACCUACGUGUAUGCCAGCGAGAUCUGGCCGACGCAUCUGCGCGCUCGGGGCUGUGCCCUUUCUACCAGCGGUCUCUUUGUCGCGUCGCUCAUCUUACUCUGCGCUGCCAGUGACGGCUUUGCCGCCAUCGGCUGGAAGUACUACCUUGUGUUCUUGGUCAUGACUGUGCUCGGUGGUACUAUCUUUGCUGUUUGGUUCCCCGAGACGAGACAUAAACCCUUGGAAGAAAUUGCGGCCGCAUUCGGUGAUGAGGUAGUGGACUUCCACCUAGACGGAGAGAAUCCUUUGGGAACCGACAAGAUUGCCGGUAGUGGCCAUGAGGUCAAUCUGGCUGACUCGAAGGACACAAGAGAGAGAAAGCGUGGCUCGAGAUAGUCUCGGUGUCUGGGUGACUCUAAAGAGAUGAAUGCUUCUAUGGGCGUUAUUUUAUACACAAGGUGAGUCGCGAGUAGGCAUCGUCUUUAAAAGCGGCGCCGUCUUCGUCCAUUAUUGCUUGUUGCUGCCAAGGUCCGGCAGAUCUCCGGAAAAGAAGCUACAGG
This is a messenger RNA of Exophiala oligosperma, 1706 nucleotides long. RefSeq lists its product as uncharacterized. The coding region runs from base 1 to 1542 and encodes 513 amino acids. Gene Ontology annotation, molecular function: carbohydrate:proton symporter activity. Gene Ontology annotation, cellular component: membrane. The record is from RefSeq and is a predicted model, not a curated record. The transcript is spliced from 5 exons. Gene Ontology annotation, biological process: carbohydrate transport; transmembrane transport. NCBI's taxonomy places the organism in Eukaryota, Fungi, Ascomycota, Eurotiomycetes, Chaetothyriales, Herpotrichiellaceae.